Molecule: messenger RNA, 3829 nt
Organism: Clunio marinus
Lineage: Eukaryota; Metazoa; Arthropoda; Insecta; Diptera; Chironomidae
Source: the annotation of a GenBank genome assembly
UGGGAAAUUGAAUGUUCGGAUGUUGUUGUGUAAUGAACAAGUGUUUGAUGUUAAAAAAAGAAAAGAAGCGUGGAAAAUUGAAUAAUGAUAUAGAAAACAAUAUAAUUGAACAAUUAUCUAUUCGAGACAUUACACAAGUGAUUAGUAUUCAUAUUUAGUCAAUUUUUAGUUGCUUUUAUAACUUCGGAAUUAUCAAAGCUAUCAUGAAGACUUCAAUUUUUCUGAUCGCAGUUGCAAUCAGUGUCAUUAACGCUAGCGAAAAGUCAUCGACAAAUACCACGGCUGACAGCACAAAAACAAAAGAAGCACGUGAAAAACGAAACUUAAGUAUUUUGGGAAAUUACGGGGCGAGUCGGAGAAAUGAUGGCUAUAACUAUCAACCAUCAGGUUACAAUUAUGAGCCAAACAAUUACAUUGGCGGUGGAUCUGCACCAGCAUCUCAAGACUAUGCUUCACAUUACCCUGAACCACCAGAGCCUAUAAUUGAGAUCAUUAUUCAAGAUAACAAUGAGACAUUACCGGCGCCAUAUCCAAACUCGAUAAGUCAUGGUUCAGGAAAGAGAAAGAAGGAGCAAGUUCAAGUUUUUUACGUCAAAUACCAUAAAGAUGAAAAGAGUGGUCUGGUAAUUCACGAUCCAGUUCCAGCUUUGUCCCCAAUAAGCCACAAUCAAGAAGAAGAUGAUCAUGAAGAAGAACCAAUCGUUGUCACUCCAAUUCCCCAUUUACCACAAAAAACAACGACACUCCGAACAAUCAUCCGACCGGACUCACAGCAAUAUGAAAGCAACAGUGGUGUUCAUGUCACUUUUGGUGGACCCCACAAUCAUCAUAGUAAAUCUGACAAUCAGAUUCAUGAUGAAGACAAAGUUGAAAGUGCCAUACGACCCAUUGUCCAAUUACCACAAAACCGUAUUGGACCUGUGGGUCUUUUCAAAGAGAAACGUUCUCAAAAUAUCCAAGGACAGGGAAGAGUUGUUAAUGGUCCCCCUUCAACCUUUCACGCACACUCUCAACCAUCACAACAACAACUUCCACAUCAACGACCACAUCGCGAAUUUAAUUCUCAAAAUAAUUUUAUAUCACAACCGAAUCAAGGACAGUUGUCACACCAGCUAAGUUUGCCAAAUCAAGAUUCAUCGAAGCCUUUCCAUCCAAAUCAUUCGCAACAGUUUCAAUCUCAACAAAGACCACUUUCUAUUCCAGUACAACAUCAACAUUUUGGUCAACAACAACAACAAAAUAUUCUCGGUCAUCAGCAAUUUAAUCAGCCCCCAAAAAGGCAACCACCAGCACCUCAACUUCCCCAACCACAAGCAUUGCAUCAACAGCCUUUAUUGAGACCCCCACAAAGACCGCCAGUGCAAGCAAAUUUCAAUCAAAACCAACGUCCUUUUAAUUAUCACGCACAUGGAAAUCAACAAUCUCAAAAUGUGAGAUUCCCCAGUCAACAACCACAUUUCCAAGGUCCACAUCAGCAGUUUAUUCCAAAUUUUCAAAGUCAACAACACAUUCAGCGACCACAAAGUCAGUCUUUGCCUCCACGGCAAGGUCCACCAGCUCAAAGCUUCCAAAGUCAAAAUCUUCAAAUUCCACAAAUUAAUCGACCAUCACCACAGUUUGGUUCACAACCAUUCUCUCAAUCACCAGCACAUCAGCAUUUCCAACAACCUCCACCAAACUUUAGACCAAACCAGGAACAUAAAGUUCAAAGACUUCAACCUCAACCAUCUCCGGUUCAACACCAAGCUCAAUCAUUCCUUCAGCACAACCAACAAGCUCAAAAUCACCAACAUCUUCAAGGUGAUCCAAAUGUUUUCCGUGGUGGACUUGUUGAACAAGCUGCUCCAAAUCUAUCUAAUCAGCAUCAACACCCGGUCUUCCCUACACAACCAAAACCACAACAAGAAGUUGCUUUCCGUCAAGAACAAAAUAAUUUCAUUCAGAAGAAUUUCGGAGCUGACGUGCAAGUUCAAAAUUCUGUUCCCAAAUUUGAACAUCACAUUACUGAAACAGUCAACGGACCAAUUUUCUUCCAACCAACAGCUGUUGAUAUGGAUCAAUAUAAGCAACAAGAAAAUUUACAAUCACCUGACUCUCAACAUCGUUUUGCUAAAUCUGCUGUUUAUGAUCUUCCUGAUGAAGUGCCCGAUGAUCUUAGGGAACAACUUUUGUCGUCUGGAAUUCUCGAGAAUGCACAAAUCAGCAUCUUAGAUUAUGAUAAGGUUGGCGAGACAUCAUUACAAGAUUUACCACAAGAGCAUUUAGCAAAUUUCUUUAAUGCUGGCGGUGCUGCUCAAAUUGGUGCAUCAAAUAAAGUCAUUUCUGUUCUCAAACCAAAUGGCGACAGUAUUGAUGAAAAAAUUAGAACUUUGAAAAAAGACAAAGAAAUAACAAAACUUUUGGAUGGUGUACACAAAUUACCGACAAAGAAAGAAGACGUCAAUCUUAAAGUCGUUCGAUUCGAUUCACAAUCUCAAAAAGAUAUUAUUGGGCAUUACAUCAGAAAGGAUUCAAGCGUGCUACCAUCAGUCAAUCUUAAUCAAAACAACUUUAAUCGUUAUUUGCCUUUGAAGAUUAAUGGUGCUCAAUUUCCAAUACCUGAUGUUGAAGAAUUGCGUGGAAAGAAAAUCUCAAGUGUUGUGGUUUUAGCUCCAAUCAAUGGAAAUGAUGAUGAAUCACGAAAUGGUCGUGAUACGAUCGACACGAACCAAGUUAAAUUAAUUGCUGGUGAUUCGCUGAAAACACUUUUAAGGAAGCCUUCGACAGAAAAUUUCAGGAAAUGGCUUGAAAAGGAACAAAAAAUUAACGCAGAUUUUCAGAGUGUUGUGCUGUUAGUAACAAAAGACAGCAACACACAUGAACAGGAAAUUUACAUGUACGACAUUACGAGUAAAACUGUUAGCCAGUUAAAUGGCGAGUUAUCCUCAAAAUUCGUUGACGUUGCUGAAGAAAAUGUUUUCGAUGAUGAAUCUUCAAUCGCUGAACAAAUUGAUAGAAUCGACGAGGAUAUUGACGAUAAUGAUGGAGAUGCUUCAGAAAAUGUUGAGACAAUUGAGACCGCACCAUCGAAUAUUGUUGAAUCGGUUGUCAAAGUUGACAAUACUCCACCAACAUCUAGUGAAAGUGUCGACAACAAAGUUCUCAUCAGCUCCGGUUACAGUGUCAUUAAAAAUGAAUGAAAAAUUGAAAAAAAGACAAUUUGAAUUGAAUACGACAAAAGAUGUAAAAAAACUUUUAAGAAAUUUUAUGGCGUUGUGGUUUGAGAAUUCCAAUAUUGAGACUUCUUCGUAAAUGAUUUGGUUAAUUAUUUUCAAACGUUACAACUAUUCUCAGCCCUGAUUUUGCAUAAGCAAACAACGAUGUAGUAACACUUUUAGUCAAAGCUAAUGUAAAUUUCGAAAUAAGUUAUUAAUUUAAUACGAUUAAAUGCAGCAAAUUUUCAAAUAUCUAGAUCUAAAAUUUUUCUUUUCUUGUAUAAUCUACAGUUGCAGAUUCUAUGCAAGAAAACUUAAUGUUGUGAAAGAGAAAGAAAAGAAAAUACUAAAAAUGCCCCGACAGGUGCUUAAGUAAAUAAUACUCAAUCUAAUGUGUAUAAUUUUUUCUUUGAAAAUAAAAAAUGAAAAUAUUAAAAUUCCUUGAUCGUUGUGGUUAUAAAUUAAUUAAACAUACAAAAAAAAAAUUAGUAAAAAAAUUAAGAGCGUUUAAAUUAAUAAUUCAAUAUGAAUUUACGAAGAGAGAUAGAGAAAAAUGUGAAAGUAUUAAGUAGAUAGAUAUGAACUUCUGUUUUGUUUCAAUAAACGUGCUAUGAAUAAAAUUGUUUGAUGAUAGC